This is a messenger RNA of Colletotrichum karsti, 1098 nucleotides long. RefSeq names its product abscisic acid ABA receptor. The record is from RefSeq and is a predicted model, not a curated record. NCBI's taxonomy places the organism in Eukaryota, Fungi, Ascomycota, Sordariomycetes, Glomerellales, Glomerellaceae. The transcript has 2 exons. The coding region runs from base 1 to 1098 and encodes 365 amino acids. Gene Ontology annotation, biological process: carbohydrate metabolic process.
AUGGACUCCCCGCUCCUUUCCCAUCUCUCGAAAGUCCUGUCCCUCUCGCCGCCCCAGUCUUCCUAUUCCGCUUCAACCCUCACAGGGCCCCUAACGUCUCACACUGGCACGGCGUACCUCUUCCUGUCCAUCUCGUCCGCCUUCCCGCGUUUGCAGGUCCACUCAUACCCAGCCAUACACUGGGCCAGGGCAUACAUAUCCAAUAUCCCAGCCCCGGACGGCCCAAUAUCCUCGCUGGAAGAGUGCCUGGGCCUCUCCUCCGAUGUUCUCUCCGGCACCGCCGUUCGUGCCUGCAUAACCCAAGACUUAUCCCAUGUCCGCACGUUCCUGAAUCUCCUGACGCCGAUUCUUGCCUCCAUCAACUCCAGAGACACCGCGCCCCUUCCAAGCUGUCUUGUUCAUGGCCUCGCGGGGACCCUAUACCUCCUUCGCCUCAUCCGGCACUGGGUCGCGUCAUCGGCCCCGCUCGUAUCCCGUGCGAUCGUCCACAUCUCGGAAUACCUCCUGUCCGUCCCGUGGUCCUGUCCACGCUCAAGCUCUCAUGGUGCAGCUGACGGGGAACUCGGCACGUUGACGCAGCUCGUGUUGACGUCACCGCCGUUGGCUCCUCGGCUAGCGGAGAAACUUACUGAGCUGUUGGAGCUGCAGGGUCCGGAUGGAGAUUGGCCAUCGCCGGCAGCGCCUGCACAGCCGGGGUCUCGUUCGGAAUGCCUAACGUUUGCGACCGGGGCGACGGGCUUGGUCGUUUCCCUCGCAUCUCUUCGGCCGUUCUUUCCAUCCCUCCAAGACCGUCUGGAUGCUGUUGUGGCCGACGCUAGAGACUUCAUAGCCCGGCAUCAGCGUGAGCUGCUGGGCGAAACGAGCCUGUGGUACGGUACUCUCGGCACGUCACUGGCGUUCCCCAAAGGACUUCAAAGAACCAACUCGAUGAAUCUCCCGUCUCCCUCGCCCACGUCCGAGUCCACGUCUACCGGAGAAAGCUCCACGGAAUCCUCGUCCCCGGGCGCCGUGGCAAAGGCCCAUGAUCCUGGCGCCGCGUGGGUGCUGGCUGUUUGCGAGAGGGAGAUGCCGCGGAUGCUGUUCUACAACGAUGUGUGA